Molecule: messenger RNA, 756 nt
Organism: Aptenodytes forsteri (emperor penguin)
Lineage: Eukaryota; Metazoa; Chordata; Aves; Sphenisciformes; Spheniscidae
Product: kinesin heavy chain-like
Exons: 8
Biological process (GO): microtubule-based movement
Molecular function (GO): microtubule motor activity; ATP binding; microtubule binding
Source: RefSeq, a predicted model, not a curated record
AUGGCACGUCGACUCAACAGAACAAGGCUCCUACGUCGGGUAUCCAGCCGCCUUGCAGUUAGCUUUGAAGCCCUUGUUAUGCUGUUCUCGGAGCAGGUGUCACGUCUUCGAAUGGAAAUAUUACAGGCUUUGAUGGAAGAUAAGAAAGAUGUUACACGUCCGCUUAGUCAAGGGAAGCCGUAUGUCUUUGAUAGAGUGUUACCUCCUAAUACAACCCAGGAACAAGUUUAUAAUGCCUGUGCCAAGCAGAUUGUUAAAGAUGUUCUUGAAGGCUACAAUGGCACAAUCUUUGCUUAUGGACAGACAUCAUCAGGAAAAACGCAUACUAUGGAGGGGAAGCUGCACGACCCUCAGCUCAUGGGAAUCAUUCCGAGAAUUGCACAUGACAUCUUUGAUCACAUCUAUUCCAUGGAUGAAAACCUGGAGUUUCAUAUAAAGGUUUCCUACUUUGAGAUAUAUUUGGACAAAAUAAGGGACCUACUCGAUGUGUCAAAGACAAACCUCGCUGUACAUGAAGAUAAAAACAGAGUCCCAUAUGUUAAGGGUUGUACAGAAAGAUUUGUAUCUAGUCCUGAAGAAGUUUUGGAUGUCAUUGAUGAAGGGAAAGCUAACCGUCAUGUAGCCGUUACAAAUAUGAAUGAACACAGCUCUAGGAGCCACAGUAUCUUCCUCAUUAAUAUUAAGCAAGAGAAUGUGGAAACUGAGAAGAAACUCAGCGGAAAGCUUUACCUGGUAGACUUGGCUGGAAGCGAGAAG